AUGAACAGACUGUUUCGUUUGGUGGUCGGACCCAGUUUCAGGCUACUAUCAACUGAAGUUAGCCAAAAAUCUCCUUUGGAGACGUUCCGAGCGAGGUUGUAUUAUCAAAGCAAGAAGAGGGGAAUCUUGGAGAAUGACAUUCUAAUAGGUGGAUUUGCUGAAAAGGAACUCAAAAAUCUGUCACAAGUUGAACUCGAGAAUUAUGACACCUUAAUCAACGGGGAUAUCAUGGAAUGGGAUCUGUUUUAUUACCUGUCAAGUGAGUUUAGAUACCAUUAUUACUAUUGGAAAACCUUUGUUGUUACAAUUCCAGACAAAAAAGAGCCCCCAGAAGAAGUACAAAACAAUCUGGCAUUCAAGAAAAUGAAAGAAUUUGUGGCCAAAUUAAAGAAGUGA
Molecule: messenger RNA, 396 nt
Organism: Bursaphelenchus xylophilus (pine wood nematode)
Lineage: Eukaryota; Metazoa; Nematoda; Chromadorea; Rhabditida; Aphelenchoididae
Source: the annotation of a GenBank genome assembly